AUGGGCAAGAUCAUCUUCUACGAGGACAAGAACUUCCAGGGUCGUCGGUACGAGUGCGAUGCCGACUGCUCAGACUUCCAUGCCUUCCUGAGCCGCUGCAACUCCAUCCGAGUGGAGAGUGGGGCCUGGGUGGUGUACGAGAGGCCCAACUUCAUGGGCUACCAGUACGUGCUGACCAGAGGGGAGUAUCCAGAAUAUCUCCGCUGGAUGGGCCUCAACGACCGCCUCAGCUCCUGCAAGCUGGUCCACUUUGUGAGUCACGGGGGAGCGCUGUACAAGAUCCAGCUGUACGACAAGCCCGAGUUCGCGGGGCAGGCGCACGAGGCCACGGAGGACUGCCCCUCGGUGCUGGAGCGCUUCCGCAUGUGGGACGUGCACUCCUGCAAGGUGGCCGAGGGCGUCUGGGUCUUCUACGAGCACCCCAACUACCGCGGGCGCCAGUACUUCCUGGAGAAGGGCGACUACCGCAAGCCCUCCGACUGGGGCGCGGCGUGCAGCACCGUGCAGUCCUUUCGUCGCGUCAUCACUGAGUGAU
This is a messenger RNA of Engraulis encrasicolus (European anchovy), 535 nucleotides long. RefSeq names its product gamma-crystallin S-like. The coding region runs from base 1 to 534 and encodes 177 amino acids. Gene Ontology annotation, biological process: visual perception; lens development in camera-type eye. Gene Ontology annotation, molecular function: structural constituent of eye lens. The record is from RefSeq and is a predicted model, not a curated record. The transcript has 3 exons. NCBI's taxonomy places the organism in Eukaryota, Metazoa, Chordata, Actinopteri, Clupeiformes, Engraulidae.